Scomber scombrus (Atlantic mackerel) is the source of this 1579-nucleotide messenger RNA. It is a transcript of the gene acads, whose product is annotated as acyl-CoA dehydrogenase short chain. The record is from RefSeq and is a predicted model, not a curated record. Gene Ontology annotation, biological process: butyrate catabolic process; fatty acid beta-oxidation using acyl-CoA dehydrogenase. NCBI's taxonomy places the organism in Eukaryota, Metazoa, Chordata, Actinopteri, Scombriformes, Scombridae. Bases 73 to 1290 code for a protein of 405 amino acids. Gene Ontology annotation, molecular function: flavin adenine dinucleotide binding. The transcript is spliced from 10 exons. Gene Ontology annotation, cellular component: mitochondrion.
AGUGUGCUUCAUAACACCGAGCUGUUCGUCGGAUUGGACAUCAAGCUGAGAGAAAACAACCAUUAAUCAACCAUGGCUGCACUUUUUAAAGCAAGGAGAGCUCUCAGCUUGUGUCUGACCGGCUGCCGGAGUCUGACGCAGCUCGCCGAGCUUCCAGAGACUCAUCAGAUCCUGAGACAGACCUGCAGAGACUUCGCCGACAGAGAGCUCACCCCCAUCGCUGCCAAACUCGACAAAGAGCACACGUUCCCUGCCAAACAGAUUCAGGAGCUGGGGGCGAUGGGGGUGAUGGCCAUGGAGGUGCCUGAGGAGCUGGGAGGAGCUGGGAUGGAUUAUCUGGCGUACAGUCUGGCGAUGGAGGAGAUCAGCAGAGGAUGUGCGAGCACCGGAGUCGUGGUCUCUGUUAACAAUUCUCUGUACAUCGGACCCAUCCUGAAGUUCGGCUCAGAGGCGCAGAAGCAGCAGUGGGUCACACCGUUCACCACCGGAGAGAAAGUCGGCUGCUUCGCUCUCAGUGAGCCAGGUAACGGCAGCGAUGCGGGCGCCGCCUCAACGACGGCCCGUCAGGAGGGAGACGAAUGGGUCCUGAACGGGACCAAAGCCUGGAUCACUAACAGCUGGGACGCUUCAGCAACCAUCGUGUUCGCUACUACGGACAAGAAGCUCAAACACAAGGGCAUCAGCGCCUUCCUGAUCCCGAUGCCUCACCCAGGACUCUCUCUGGGGAAGAAGGAGGAUAAGUUGGGCAUCAGAGCUUCGUCCACUGCUAACAUCAUCAUGGAGGACUGCAGAGUCCCGCUGGGAAACAUGCUGGGGCCCCGAGGAGCCGGAUUCAAAAUCGCCAUGCAAACUCUGGACAGCGGACGGAUCGGUAUCGCAGGUCAGGCUCUCGGUAUCGCUCAGGCUGCUCUGGACUGUGCUGCAGACUACGCACACAAACGCACCGCAUUCGGAGCCCCGAUCGGCAAACUGCAAGCCAUUCAGUUCAAACUUGCUGACAUGGCCGUGGCACUCGAGAGCGCUCGUCUGCUCACCUGGAAAGCUGCACUUCUCAAAGACGCCAAGAAGCCGUUCUCUAAGGAAGCAGCCAUGGCCAAACUAUCAGCAUCUGAAGCCGCCACCUUCUGCUCACAUCAGGCGAUCCAGGUUCUGGGUGGGAUGGGUUACGUGGCGGACAUGCCUGCUGAGAGGCAUUACCGCGAUGCACGCAUCACUGAGAUCUACGAAGGCACCAGUGAGAUCCAGAGGCUGGUUAUCGCCGGAAACCUACUGAAGGAAUACCAGCAGUAGACACGCUUCUAUCAGUGCCAACACGGACAUAAUCCCAAAAUACAUGACAUCACCUCAUCCAUAAAGAUAAAGACGACAGCAAUCACACUACGAGAAGUUCAAAGAAUAUUCAGCCGAAUUUAAACGUUUAAUUACCUCCGCUGUCUGAAGAAGGGCAUUCAGGAAUAAUUAUCAGUUUCACACCUGCCUCCAAAACUGCCUUAACAGAGUCAGUAAUGUUCACAGUUUAAAGGGUCAGGUCACCCAAAAGGAAGUAAAAAUAACUUUCACCUCUAGUUAUAACAACAAU